This is a messenger RNA of Cuscuta campestris, 2380 nucleotides long. The record is from the annotation of a GenBank genome assembly. NCBI's taxonomy places the organism in Eukaryota, Viridiplantae, Streptophyta, Magnoliopsida, Solanales, Convolvulaceae.
GUUUCUGCUUCUAUCCCGUUCUAGCUAUCAUGGCAGAAGAGGAACAGUGCGCCUCGGAAGUGGGAUCGAACAAGAGGAAGUACGACGAGUCGACCUCCCCUUCUCCGGUGUCACGGAGGCCCACCGGAUUCUCCGCACCCAUAUCUUCGGCGUCGCCGCCGGAUUGUUCCGCUACCGGGGCCACUCCUCCUUCGACGUACAACAGUGUGCCUCCUCCUCUGGACGAUUUUGAGCUGGCUAAGCAGAAGGCGCAGGAGAUCGCUGCUAAAUUGCUCAUAAACUCAGAUCCGAAGAAGCCCAGGGUUGACAAUGGCGGCGGCGACGGUGCAUAUGAAACAAAAGAACCCCAGAAGCAAAUGGGGUCUACUUUUCUUCCUGCAGGAACUAGUUCAUUUGGUCACCCUGGUCCAAGUAAAAAGAUAGAGAUUCCGAAUGGCAGGGUGGGUGUGAUCAUAGGAAAGAGUGGUGAAACCAUUAAGUAUCUUCAACUCCAAUCUGGAGCAAAGAUACAGGUUACCAGAGACAUGGAUGCUGACCCUAAUUCUCAAACUAGAGCUGUUGAACUAAUGGGCACUCCAGAGCAGGUUGCUAAGGCUGAGCAGCUGAUUCAAGAUGUUCUUGCGGAGGCUGAUUCAGGUGGGUCGGGCAUAGUUUCACGAAGGUUAACUGGCCAUCAGGGCGGAGCUGAACAAUUUGUGAUGAAAGUCGCUAACAACAAGGUUGGUCUUGUAAUUGGAAAAGGUGGAGAAACCAUAAAGACCAUGCAAGCAACAACAGGAGCCCGUAUUCAGGUGAUCCCUUUGCACUUGCCACCUGGCGAUACUUCAACAGAGAGGACAGUACAGAUUGAAGGAACAAGUGAUCAGAUUGAGCAUGCAAAACAGCUUGUCAAUGAAGCUAUUAGUGAGAAUCGUGCUAGAAACCCAGCAAUGGGUGGGACAUAUCCUUCUCAACAAGGGUAUCAAGCACGACCUCCAUCAGUCUGGGGCCCACCCAGUGCUCAAGUGCAGCAUCAAGGUUAUGGGUACAUGCAGCCCGGAACAUAUCCCGGCCAAACACCCCAAUAUAACAUGCACCACACUCCGUACCCUGGGUACCCCCCUCAACCAUCACCCACAGGAUAUGGCCCUACCUGGAAUCAAUCAAAUCCAAAUCAGCAGACAGGUGGUUAUGAUUACUACAACCAGGUGCCACCUCAACAACAGCAAAAUCCGGUGGGCUCUAGGGGACCUGCAGAUAACAGUGCAUACGGAUAUAAUCAACAAACAUCUGGCUAUAAUAAUAACAAUCAAGGACAGACUUAUUCUCAAGAUGGGUAUAAUGGGUAUCCCGCACCUGCACCUCAAUCCGGUAGUUAUGCCGGUCAGACAAACACUGUCCCUGGAUAUGACCAGCAACACGGGUAUUAUGGUAAUUCCUCCAAUCCUGCACCAGAUUCCCAAGCCCCUUCUUAUGGGUCCCAUGGUGAUGCAAACCAAGCAGCUCCACCCGCAAAUCCUUCACCGGCAGUGAGCCAACAAGGUUACCAAACUAAUAACCCGAACCCCACUCCUAAUGCCAAUUACCAACUGCCAGGGUAUGGACCCCCACCAGCAUCUCAAGGUGGUUAUGGAACACAGCUGCCAUCUCCUUAUGGACCAAAUUAUGGUCAGCCCCCGACUCAAAAGGCCCCAACUACUCAACCAGGUUAUGGGCAGCCACAACAGUCGCCUCAGGUAUAUUCUCAGCCUCAGUCUGCUUUACCCGGCUAUGGUCCCCCACCAACUCAACCCGGUUAUGGUCCACCACCAACACAAACCGGUUAUGGCCUGCCACCAACUCAAACUGGUUAUGGUCCACCCCCAACUCAAACCGGUUAUGGCCCGUCACCAACUCAAACCGGUUAUGGCCCGCCACCAACUCAAACCGGAUAUGGUCCACCGCCAGCUCAAACAGGUUAUGGUCCACCACCAACUCAAACAGGCUAUGGCCCAUCGCCCUAUGGGGCGGCACCACCCAUGAAUCAAUCCGGUGUGCCCUACAAUAGCGGGUAUGGUGGUGGUUAUUCACAGCCGCCUUCAGCAGCAUACCAAUCUGAAGGAAUUGCUGCUGUUAACGCACCAUCCCAACCCACCGGGUCAGCUAAAACGCCUCCGCAGAGUUAAUGUAUUUAGGGUAUCGUUGUUUUGAUCGUGUAACUUUUGAUUUCAGCUUCAUGUAGUAUUUGCUGUUUCCUUUGUCGAGGAUUAGUGUCUAUUGUUUGUGGCCUUGUGGGAAUCUUUUGUAUGCAUUGUUUUGAAUGCUUGUUUUCGAAAAAUGAUUUGCUUUUCUCUAUUUUGUUAUUUGCAUUGCUGUGAUAAAACUCAUUUCUUGCCGAUUUCAUUAAAAAAGAUUUCAUUAU